Spirodela intermedia is the source of this 462-nucleotide messenger RNA. Lineage: Eukaryota; Viridiplantae; Streptophyta; Magnoliopsida; Alismatales; Araceae. The record is from the annotation of a GenBank genome assembly.
AUGGAGGAGCUGGAGGAGGAGGAGGUCUGGGAGGUGAUGGCGAUGAGGCAGAGGAAGGAGAGCAGCAGCCCCAGGGGGAGGACAGCCAGGGAGCCCUCCUCCGCCGCUCCGCCGCCACCUCGCCGCCUCCCCGCCGCCGCCAGGUCGAUCCCCCGUGGCGGAGAUCGGGCGGCGCUCCGCCAGUCCGCCCCCCUCGUGAUCCCCCGCUGGGCCGUCCUCCACGGCGGCGCCACCGCCGCCGACGAAGAAGAAGAAGAAGAAGAAGAAGUAGAAGAAGGGAUGGUGGUGCCGCCUCACGAAUGGAUCUCCAAGAGGGUGGCGAGGAGGGAGAUAUCGUCCUUCUCCAUGUGCGAAGGAGCGGGGAGGACUCUCAAGGGGAGGGACAUCACCAAGGUCAGGAACGCCGUCCUCACCCGCACCGGCUUCCUCGAGCCGCCGGAGAACCUCCUCCUCCGCCACUGA